Molecule: messenger RNA, 2197 nt
Organism: Spodoptera exigua (beet armyworm)
Lineage: Eukaryota; Metazoa; Arthropoda; Insecta; Lepidoptera; Noctuidae
Source: the annotation of a GenBank genome assembly
GUUUCAAAACGCUCAUGAUUUUGACGUUUCGCUAAUUUUCCUGCAGUGAAGAAGGAAUGAAUUAGUCGUAAUUAUUAUUUUUCGCUUUAGUUUCGUCUAAAUUCUUAUGAUAAAGUGUAUUGUUAAUAAACGUAUUGUAUUCAGACCAAAACAGGGGAGAUAUUUUCAUCUUGCAUUUUGUAUAAACCAUGCAACUACCUCAUCAGCCUACACGGACCUGCGUAGGAGCGCAUGAGACUUGAGAGUACAGUGUGGAAGCUCACAUAACACAGUCACAAUGCUGGGCGUUGUCCUCACACUGCACUUGGCUCUGCUGACGGAGACCUUCGGCAAUGUCAUCGUGUACACACAGGAGACUCCGCAUGUUAUAAUGGAGGAAUUUCGUGACAUGCCGGCUAGUUUCGGCAACGACCUGCCAGCUGAUGGUCUGCGCGGGUUCCUAGUCGCCGGCGAGCCUCCAGACGGUUGCUCCCCUCUCCCCAACCCGCCGACUGUUGACAACUUCACGGAAAAAUGGAUAGUACUCCUUGCAAGAUACAACUGCAGCUUUGAAGUGAAGGUCCGCAAUGCGCAGGCGGCUGGCUACGAUUGCGCCAUCGUACACAAUGUCAACUCCAGUGAUCUCGAGACUAUGUCGGCAAAAAACCCGGAGGGGAUAGAGAUUCCGUCAGUUUUCGUAAGCGACCUCGCGGGCUUACUGCUAGCCGACGAGUACUUAUACACUAGCGGUUUCUAUAUAAUGGUGAACGGCGACCUCCCGUUCAACAUCAACACACACCUGCUUCUGCCGUUCGCGAUCGUCGUGGUGCUGUGCUUACUUGUUAUCCUUAUAUUUAUGAUAGUGAAAUGUAUAAAAGACAGGCGUCGUGCGCGACGUCAUAGGCUCCCGAGCCGAUCUCUGAAGAAGAUCCCGACCUGCAAGUUCAGCAAGGGUGACCCGUACGACACUUGCGCCAUCUGCCUCGAUGAUUACCAGGAGGGAGAACGGCUCCGAGUCCUGCCUUGUGCGCAUGCGUACCACGCGGUAUGUAUAGACCCGUGGCUGACGCAGAACAAGCGCGUGUGUCCCGUCUGCAAGCGGCGCGUGUUCGCGGCCGGCGAGCGGCGCCGCCUGCAUACAGACUCCGACGACACCGACACCGAGCCACUACUCAACGAUAACACCGCUACACAGGGCGGUACGUUCGAGGAGCAGAGCGUGAAUCCGUUCGUGCGCGCCACCGAGUUCAUGCGGAGACUGCGCCGGGAAAACCAACAGAGGAAUGCUGAGGCGGCUUCACAAUCAGAAGACAAUGACGAGACAAACCACGUCAAUGAAGAUACAGUGGAGUCGGGUGACAGAGAAGCGUUGCUGCCGGCGGUGGUGGCGGUGGGCACGAGCCGUGCGCCGGCCGUGAGCGGCGUGACGAGCGAGCGCCGGCCGCGCAGGUCGCGGCGCGCCCGCUCGCAGUCUGCGCACGCGCCGCGCGCCCCGCCCCCAGCCGCCCGCCUCCUACUGUCCGACACGCACUCCAUCAACACCGAGUCCAACGGCGAGAUCGGCGUAGCAGCCCUGCCGGCGGUUCCUCAGUCGUCCUCGAUCCCGCAUCAGGUAGAUUUAUGAAUAAGCCCUGGAAGCUACGGUUCUCAUAGUUUGACCGUCAACACUCCACCGAGCGAGCACGCUCCCUCUAUUGGCUCUGUCGCUCGCCCCUGUGUCGGCAACCAUGUUAUACGAAAAUGAAUCUAAUGCGUAUAUAAUUAAUUUACUUUUUUCAAUGAGCAUUUUCGACAAUCCCUGCACAAAAAAUUUAAUAUCUAAAUAAUUUAAAGGUCAGUAAUGUAUGUAAUAAAUAUUUAUUUCGAAUAUUAAAAUGGAAUUGACAUAAAUCAGAUUGGCUACAUGGAUUAAAAAUGAGGUCGGUGUCACUGGGCGCUCCAUCAAAGAGAAUAAAUGUUCGAAUUUCAAUUGAUAACAUAACAUAACAUAUAUAUUUUUAUAAGGAAUUCUUCAAACACGUUUAGACUUUGUGUCUCUAAAAACUCUCGCUUUAAUUGAAAUGUGACUUUUUUGAAUACAUUUUUGUGGUAAUCAAUAAACCAAAUUUCAUCGGAAUAAAGAAUGUCCUGCACUUGUUUCGUAUCCAUAAAUAACGUUAAGUCGGUCUCCUUAAGCUGUUUGAUGUGUGUUUCAAACUAAUAAACUAAUCUGAAACUC